UACAAGUGAUGCAGGACGUUUGAGGAUAAUUUUUUUUCUUUUUUUGUUGCUUUUGCAAGUCGGAUUUAACCUUUUGUGGACAAAAGCUAUUGUUUGCUGUUGGAGGAUUUUACUCUUUCUGUGACAGCCCUCCUGCUCUCUCCUUAUGUGAAUCAGCUGACAGCAAUGGGGACGCUGCUGCUGUUGUUUGCUGUCUUGCAAGUGGCCACAGUGGGUUUGGUGACCGCUGGAUGCCCGGUGGUGUGCGAGUGUCCGGCAGGGCCCCCAACCUGCCCCCCAGGGGUGAGCUCAGUCCCCGACGGCUGCGGCUGCUGCAAGGUGUGCGCCGCCCAGCUCAACCAGGAUUGCCACGAGGGGCGGCCCUGUGACCACCAUAAAGGCCUGGAGUGCAACUACGGCAACGACGUGGGCCGUACCCAUGGCAUCUGCAGGGCAAAGGCAGAAGGCCGCUCCUGCGAAUACAACGGGCGGAUUUACCAAAACGGCGAGAAUUUCCGUGCCGGUUGCAAGCACCAGUGCACCUGCAUCGAUGGAGCCGUAGGGUGUGUGCCCCUUUGCCCCAGCCAUGUGCCCCUCGCAUCCCCCUCUUGCCCCGCUCCUCAGCUGGUCAAGGUGCCGGGCCAGUGCUGCCUCAGCAUCGACUGCCACAAGGGAACCACCGUCGUGCCCCCGGUGCACCGGCGACCCCAGCUGCCCGCGUACCCGCCGUACCCGUUCAUCCCCUACCCGGCCUAUCCGUACCCGAAGCCUUAUCCGAAACCUUACCGGAAGCUGUACCCCUACAAACCCAAAAAGGACAAGGACACCAUGGGCAACGAGCUGGUGGAGGUGGGGCGCAAGUGGGACAAGCCACGUGGAAACAAGCACCUGGCGGCCUGGAGGCAGGUGGGAGAUCAGUGUGUGGUUCAGACCACUUCCUGGUCCCAGUGUUCCCGGAGCUGCGGGAUGGGCGUUUCCUCUCGUGUUACCAAUGACAAUGCUCGCUGUAAGCUGAUCAAGGAGACGCGUCUGUGCAACGUUCGGCCCUGCAGCUCCAUGACUAUCCCCGUUAAGAAGGGAAGGAAGUGUUCUCGUACCCAUAAAGCCCCGGAGCCCCACCGCCUGUCCUACGCCGGCUGCAGGAGCACCCGCCUGUACCGGCCCAACUACUGCGGCGUCUGCAGGGACGGCCGCUGCUGCUCGCCUCGCCGCACACGCACAGCCAGCGUGACCUUCGCCUGCCCCGAUGGCGAACGCUUCAACAGGUCUGUGAUGUUCAUCCAGUCCUGCAAGUGCAGCGAUGAGUGCAACCAUCUCAACGAGGCCGCCAUGCCUCCACAGCGGUGGCUCUACGGAGACACGCACAAGUUCAAGGACUAGUGGUACUGCCCCGCCCCACCUACAUUCCUUCAUAAAAACAGACUUUUACUCCCCCCCCUAGCAAUACCCAUGAUAGAAUAGCUGUCUUUAGUGUAUCUAUGAGUAGACGCAAGCGAGGUGCACACAUCAAAACAUCUGUUCUGGAAGAUUAUUUGGGGAGGAAUGGGGAGAAGAAGAAUGAAUGAGAUGGGCAAACCUCCAUCUUGGAAAGUGACCAGCCCCUGCUUUAGUGUAGAUAAAAAGUUGUUUCUGGCUUGGCCAGACUACAAACUGUGACUAAAUCUUUUGUGUAGAACAUGGCUGCACGCAACUGCCAUGUUGCUGCCAGGCUCCAAAUGUUCCCUGAACUCUGGGACUUUUAUUGGGAACAGUGGAGCUGAGCUGACACACACAAGCACAACUCUCUCUUGUGUUUUGCCUGUCUUCUAUUAUUGAUGGUGUGGAUUCACAUCACAGUUGCUGAGCAAAGUAUCAGUUAACAGAAAGCUGGCCUUGUGUUGCUUUGGAGACCAGCUGGAAUCAUGUGUCUGUGCACUCCAAUAUGUGAGUAUUGAUAAACCAAAUGAAGACUUGUGUAGAAGACUAGGAUGGUGGCGGCAGAAGAAGAUGGAGGAGCAUCUCAGAUGUUCUGACAGGAAUGGGGUUUGUGUCUUUUUAUGGUAUUUAUUCACUGGUAUUUAUUGUGAGACAGACGUGAUGACACAGUGGCCCGCCACCGGGGAAGGUGGCGCUGCUAUGUUUGGCGCAUCAGCACGGCUGAACGAUGAUCUGAGAGGGACAAAACAGCUGAGAGCUGUCAGUCAUGAGACGGAGAGGAGGACUCCCACAGAUCCAGGACUUGACCCCGGGGUCAGAGGUCACAGUGGUCAGAAAGCCAUAUCUAAUGAUGGAUGAUGAAGGGUGCAGGAGAGGAGAAGGUAUGUACUGGAAAAAGACAGAGUUGAACCUAAUGGGUUGAGGCUUUGUACGCAUUAGUGGGGAAUAUGUCAAAGGUUGUUUACACAGCUGGACUCAUCCCAUGCUUUGCCUCCGCAAGAAACUGAGACAUUUAGCAAGCACCAGAAGAACAAGCCUGGGAUUCUGGCGUCAAGAAGUCGACCACCUAAUUCUGUGCAAAUUACAAUCCUGACUCUGAAGGGCAGCGAGAGAAAAUCAGCCGCUCUCUGGUUUGCUAUAAAAAUAAAAUCUAAAAAACUGCGUGCGCUGAGGUAAACAUGUAAUUUGUGACUUGCGGGUGGAACCGCUCUGGUGCCUAAUGUGGCCUGUAAUCGAGCGGCGCUGCCUUUCACUGAAACAGAACAAUAACUCAUGCCUCCUCGUGCUAAAGUGCGUCUGUUUUUUUCUGAGAAAUGCCGUCGAAGGCCGUCCGUCAACGUGACUGUUGGGAGUUUUUACGCAGGGCCGAGGCUGAUAAAUGUCACUUUUAAAGACAGAUUCGAAGGCAAAGUUUCCUGUAUUCUCUCAUUUCUGUGGCUGAGACCCUUUACUGAAGAACCCGAGCAUCUUCCUGAACGGGCACUUGGGUUAAAGUUAGCGCACCUUACGACAGCCUCGAUUCACGACCUCAUCUCAUUUCUGAGAUUGAGAGGUCGCUUCAAACUUUUUUUUUUUUUUUACUGUAUGCAGUACUUCAAAUGGGUGAUUUCAUUUUUCCUGUUGUGCCAUAAUAUUAGACGUCUUUGCAGGAUUCUGUGAAACUAGAAAAUAUUUUCUAACAUCUCUUGUCUACAAUAAAGUUUUCUGUGAGUCUCUGCUGCCCCGACACCUCAUCAGUGGUUUAAACUUUACAGGUUUUCGGUGUCGUUGCUACUUGGCUGUGUAGAUGCUGUGGUUUUGGUACUGUAUGUGUAGUUUUGUUAAGGGACACGAUAGAGCAGCUAUGUACAGAUGCAUUGUUAACUUCUUUGUAGUUCUAUCUGCUGUAUAAGGGCCAAUCAUUAUACUGAAGUAGUCCACGUAUAGUUUAGCACUGAACGAGGCAGGGUUCAGAUCCUUUACGAGCAUUAAGUGCCAAUUUUGAAAGCAUGAUGAUUGUAUGACUAGUAGUGUACAUUAAUACCAUCUGUAAUAUUCUGUAAGGAGUCAUGCUUGUAAGAUUAUAUGUUUUAAAAAAAAGAGAAAAAAAAAGGACUCAAAAUCAUUUUUCUUUACACGCUCAUCUCGAUUAACUUCUCCUGGAAGUUAAGUAACAUAAAAUUGGUUUCAGAGUUGGAAUUGGUUCAUCAUUUUGCAUUUUUUUGAAUAAAGAAAUUUUCACUCCUAUAA
Molecule: messenger RNA, 3624 nt
Organism: Stegastes partitus (bicolor damselfish)
Lineage: Eukaryota; Metazoa; Chordata; Actinopteri; Pomacentridae
Product: protein CYR61-like
Exons: 5
Coding region: 166-1359 (397 amino acids)
Biological process (GO): signal transduction; cell adhesion; positive regulation of cell migration
Cellular component (GO): extracellular region
Molecular function (GO): heparin binding; integrin binding
Source: RefSeq, a predicted model, not a curated record